AUGAGUGGACUUGCAAUGCAGUCUACACAGUUUGGUAUGGGCGCAGGCGCUGGUGCUGGAGCAGGCGGCGGGCCGGCACUGGCACCCGUGCCAUUGGGUACGUCCGGUCUUGGUAUUGAGGCACUUUACAACAAUCCAAUGUUUGCGGGAGGAUUGGGGCUUGCUGGGCUUGGGGCAGCGGCAGCAGUUGCGCGUCGUGGGGUCAUCAGGGGGGCUCAGCUGUUGCGAAAAAAUUUGCUCGUCAACGUCGAGAUCAGCAGACGCGACCCGUCGUAUCCUUGGGUUUUGGCGUGGCUGUCCCAGCCUAGGCCCGCCCAUGGUUUUCUCAUAUCAAAACUCACCCGAAUUCGUGAUCUUUCGGUCGCCACUGCCACUGAAUCGUCCAGAACUGAUCCGCUUGGCGCUAGCGACGAUGCAACAAGGGCCAGCUUCUUCUUGCAGCCCGGCUACGGGCGGCACAUUAUCCGCCACUCAGACGGUACUUAUAUUGCCGUGAAUCGUGAAAAACAGUCCACCGCCAAUCACCAGACUGGAGAACCGCACGAGACCGUUACCCUGACUACGCUUUGGUCACAUCGCCAUGUAUUUGAGCAUGUCUUCUCCGAGGCUCACGCCCUAGCCAAGAGCGCACAGGCAGGCAAGACACCGGUCUACAGCAUUCAAGGCAUGUCGUGGGCGCAGCUGGGCCUCCCACGUCGAAAGAGACCGCUCGCGUCAGUGGUGUUUGACAAGGGACUCAAGGAGGCCAUUGUAGCAGACGUUCAGGAUUUUCUCUCUCGGCACCAGUGGUAUGCUGACCGUGGCAUUCCUUACCGCCGCACAUAUUUGCUGCAUGGGCCCCCCGGAAGCGGCAAGUCGUCCUUCAUACACGCUCUCGCUGGCGAACUGGACUACAACCUGGCAAUUGUCAACCUGGUCGAGCGAGGCCUCACUGAUGACAAGCUGGCAAACAUGCUCAUGAGGUUACCGCCACGCUCGAUCCUGCUGCUCGAGGACGUUGACGUUGCUUUCGGAAAUCGACAAGAGAUGUCACCGGAUGGGUACAGCGGGGCCACUGUCACAUAUUCCGGCCUCCUCAAUGUUUUAGACGGUAUGGCGGCUGGCGAAGAUCGUAUUGCGUUUUUGACCACCAACCACGUUGAACGAUUAGACCCAGCUCUUAUCCGACCGGGCAGAGUCGAUGUCAAAGUGCGCGUGGGCGAGGCCACGCCUGAACAAGCGGCUGAGCUUUGGUCCAGGUUCUAUGGUGACGUUGACACGUCGGGUAGCGGCCGGGAAAGAUUCAUCGCCAAACUCUACAAACUAGGAUUUUUCGCCGAGCCAGCAGAGGGCCGGGUGCCCCUACGAAUCAGCGCUGCUGCGAUACAAGGGCUCUUCCUAACCAAUAAGGAGGACAUGGAGGGAGCUAUCUCCCACAUGGAGGCGCAUUUGAUUCCUGGACACUCUCAUCACGGUUCGCAGCCCCACACAGCGACGGCGCAUAAACCGCGCAAUGCCCGAUCCAAGCGCAUCUUGGAAAAGAAGGCACCAAAAGCCAUCGAGAACCCCAAAUCGGCCCUGUUCCUCCGGGGCACGAGCUGUAGUCAAGUAGUCCAGGAUGCCAUUGCCGACAUCUUCUCUAUGCGCCAAACACUUGCGAAGAAACACCCAUUUGAGGACCCAAGCUCGCUGGAGUUCUUCUCUGAAAAGUGCGACACCAGUCUCAUCGUCUUCGGCUCGAGUAGCAAAAAGCGACCGCACACCCUCACCCUAGUACGUAUGUUCAGCCACAAGGUGCUUGACAUGCUAGAGCUUCACCUUGACGCCGAGUCGUACCGGCGGACGGCGCAGUUCAAGACAUCCAAGUUCACCAUAGGCUUGCGGCCUCUGAUGGUGUUCGCGGGCGCCCAAUUCGAAAGCACGGUCCAAAACGAGUAUACCGCGGCCAAGAGUCUCCUUCUUGACCUGUUCCGCGGCGAUAGCAGCUCAGAUAAGAUAGACGUCGAGGGCCUGCGGUAUGUCAUCGUGGUCACUGCCGAGGACAGUCCCGCGACUGCUGGGUCUGGGGAUGGAUCCAAGCCAGCACUGCAUCUGCGAGUCUACAUGAUCAAGACAAAGAGGAGCGGAGAGAAGCUCCCGAGGGUGGAAUUGGAGGAGAUAGGACCACGCAUGGACUUCCGCCUGGGCAGGCUGCGCGAGGCUGACGAGAGCAUGCUUAAGGAGGCCAUGAAGAGACCAAAAACAAGUGAAGAGAGGACAAAGAAGAACAUUUCGACCGAUUCGAUGGGAGACAAGAUAGGCCGUAUUCACCUAGGAAAGCAGGACCUUGGUGACCUGCAAACGAGGAAGAUGAAGGGCCUCAAGAGAGACCGCAAGGACGCCAACGGCGAGGCGUCCCCAUCUCAAACGGCUGGUGAUCAUAAAAACAAGAAACCAAAAACAGGAUAG
Pyricularia pennisetigena is the source of this 2427-nucleotide messenger RNA. RefSeq lists its product as uncharacterized. Gene Ontology annotation, biological process: ribosomal large subunit assembly; maturation of LSU-rRNA from tricistronic rRNA transcript (SSU-rRNA, 5.8S rRNA, LSU-rRNA). Bases 1 to 2427 code for a protein of 808 amino acids. The record is from RefSeq and is a predicted model, not a curated record. The transcript has 3 exons. Gene Ontology annotation, molecular function: ATP hydrolysis activity; ATP binding; rRNA binding. NCBI's taxonomy places the organism in Eukaryota, Fungi, Ascomycota, Sordariomycetes, Magnaporthales, Pyriculariaceae. Gene Ontology annotation, cellular component: nucleolus.